Molecule: messenger RNA, 1906 nt
Organism: Lecanosticta acicola
Lineage: Eukaryota; Fungi; Ascomycota; Dothideomycetes; Mycosphaerellales; Mycosphaerellaceae
Source: the annotation of a GenBank genome assembly
AUGGCCGUCGCUUGUAGGGACGAUGCAAAACAUGCUUUCCAGACGGAGCCGUCGAGCGAUGUUGAUGUCGCACACGGCGCACUUGAAGACCUGCACAAUGAUGGCUUCGACACUGCGUCUGACAAAUCACUGCUUCGGAAGAUUGACUGGCGCUUGAUGCCUUUGAUGUAAGCAGGAAUAUCCUGAAUUUGCUAUUCGACAUGCUUCUGACGCAACCCAGCUGCAUCACGUAUAUUCUCCAGUCGAUCGACAAGACUACAUUGGGGUAUGCUGCCGUCUUCGGUCUCAAAGACGAUACCCAUCUCGUUGGCUCGCAAUACUCUUGGCUUGGAGCUCUGUUCUAUCUAGGUUAUCUCGCUUUCGAGUAUCCUACAGGCAUUCUACUCCAGAAGUUACCCAUCGCGAGGUUCAUGUCUGGCACGGUGGGUAGACGUGGCAUCUUGCUUUGUGAAGAUACCGCUGAUCAAUUUUCAGGUCAUCCUUUGGGGAGUAGUGCUCAUGUGCCAUGCUGCUGCGACUGACUUCGCGGGUCUGGCCGCGGCGCGUACAUUUCUUGGUGUCUUCGAAGCAUCGAUCAAUCCUGGAACGAUGCUUAUCUUUAGCAUGUGGUACCGACGGAUCGAGCAGCCGCUACGACUAGGCAUCUGGGUGGGUAGUGCCGGUAUUGGCUAUGUUAGUCACGUCUCCUAUGCGCCAGGAGAAGCUCUUGCUGAUUCGGAUACAGGUCACUGCUGGCAUUGCUUCCUUCGGCAUAGACCACAUUGGCGGCUCGCUCGUCAGCUGGAGGUACAUCUUUAUUAUCUGGGGAGCCAUCACAGGCGCCUGGGGAUUUGUGAUUCUGUUUCUGCUUCCAGACAACCCCCUAAAGGCUGGAUUCCUUUCGGAUAGGGAACGAAAGCUGGUUGUUGACCGCAUCAAGGAGAACGAAACGGGGCUUGAGGACAAGCGUUGGAAAAGGGAACAGGCACGUACCCGAUGUGACGAGGGCUCCUGUUUUGCGCUAACUCCCAACAGUUUGCGGAAGCCCUGCUGGAUCCCAAGACAUGGUUGCUCUUCGUCUUUGCGGUUACAUCUAACGCACCAAAUGGUGGUCUCACCAACGUACGUGGAACGAGUUCUCCGGAAGACGUACAAGCAGAUUUCUCACCGUGUCACAGUUUCAAAGCCUGAUCAUCAAGGGCAUGGGUUUCUCGACGCUGCAAACCACGCUCAUCCAAAUGCCUUCCGGUGCCGUCCAAUUCAUCGUCUGCACGGGAGCGACUUAUUUCGCCUCAACCUUCCCGAAUUCAAGGCUGGCCAUCAUGCUGAUAUGUCUUGUGCCAUUCCUCGCUGGUACGAUCGGAACCUGGUACGAUGGUCCCUCGCUCUGCCCAUACUUCGACUCUAAUAAAUUACUAGGCUUGUUCCGCAAUCCGUACCGUACGGUCGACUCGUUUGUCUCUGGAUUUCCUUUUCUUACACCGCCACCUGGACACUCUCCAUGUCCGUCGCAACGGCAAACACCGCCGGCCACACCAAGAAAGUCACGACGAAUGCUACGCUCCUUGUUGGUAAGGACAGUACAAGCUUGAGCACUUUGAUUGUCUGCUGAUGGUCCCAGGCUACUGUCUUGGCAACUUCAUCGGUCCAUUCUUCUUCCUUACCUCGCAAGCUCCGAGAUAUGAGCUCGGUGUGGGUAUGAUGUUUUUCUGCAUCGGCAUCCAAGUGUUGAGCAUCUGUGGUAUAUGGGCCCUUCUCUGGAUCAGGAAUCGGAAGAGACGACAUGCUCAGGUGGAUAGCACUGCUGGAUAUCAGUUGGGUCUGGAGGAUGUGACGGAUAGGAAGAAUCCACACUUUGAGGUUUUUCAUUCCAUCUCCCGGCCCUUGAUGCAUCUCGCUAACAAUGAUCCCGUAGUAUGUGUACUAG